Messenger RNA from Caenorhabditis elegans, 2348 nucleotides. RefSeq names its product Sex-determining protein fem-1 (gene fem-1). Gene Ontology annotation, cellular component: cytoplasm. Gene Ontology annotation, biological process: protein ubiquitination. The record is from RefSeq and is marked reviewed. Bases 107 to 421 code for a protein of 104 amino acids. Lineage: Eukaryota; Metazoa; Nematoda; Chromadorea; Rhabditida; Rhabditidae. The transcript is spliced from 11 exons.
CCUAUCCGACGACAAAUCACGAGGAGUAUUUUCUUUUCUUUUUCUUCUCGAAUUUCUGCAAUUUCUAUUAAAAUUCCGCCAGUUUUUUUUUGGAAAAAUUGGCGGUAUGACACCAAAUGGACAUCAUUUUCGAACAGUAAUUUAUAAUGCUGCGGCGGUUGGAAAUUUGCAGAGAAUUAAAGUUUUCACAAUAAAUUCAAGAAACGAUCGACAAUGGAUAAUUGAUUGCUUCAAUUCUGAUCAAGACGGACGAUAUCCACUUGUGAUUGCUGCAAGAAAUGGACACGCAAAUGUCGUCGAAUAUUUGCUAGAAAUUGGAGCCGAUCCAUCUGUUCGUGGUGUUGUGGAAUUUGACAACGAAAACAUUCUUUUCAGAAGGAACACCUCCUUUGUGGGCUGCCUCCGCUGCUGGACACAUUGAAAUCGUAAAGCUCUUGAUCGAAAAGGCAAAUGCAGAUGUAAAUCAAGCAACUAACACAAGAAGUACUCCAUUAAGAGGUGCAUGUUACGAUGGACACUUGGAUAUUGUGAAAUAUUUACUCGAAAAAGGUGCAGAUCCACAUAUACCGAAUCGUCAUGGUCAUACGUGCCUGAUGAUUGCAUCCUACAGAAAUAAAGUUGGAAUUGUGGAAGAGCUCCUAAAAACCGGAAUCGAUGUGAACAAGAAAACCGAGAGAGGAAAUACGGCUCUUCAUGACGCUGCAGAAAGUGGAAAUGUGGAAGUUGUGAAAAUUCUUCUGAAACACGGAUCGGUCCUCAUGAAAGACAUACAAGGAGUUGAUCCAUUGAUGGGUGCAGCACUUUCCGGUUUUCUGGAUGUUCUGAAUGUUCUUGCUGAUCAAAUGCCAUCUGGAAUUCAUAAAAGAGAUGCGUUGAAGCUGUUGGGAAGUACGCUACUUGAUAAGAAAAUGGAUGCAAUGUCGGCGAUGAAUUGUUGGAAACAAUCAAUGGAAGUUCCACUUCAUGCAGAUGAUCUUCGAUUGGUGCGUGAAAUGGAGACAUUCUUCGAGCCCCAAGAAGUGUACGAAUAUCAACGUGAAGCUCAGAAUAUUGCACAAGUAGAGCUUCUCGAUGGAAAUAUCGAAGCUCAGAGAAUGCAGGCAUUGGUGAUUCGAGAGCGAAUACUCGGCGGAGCACACACAGAUGUUCACUAUUAUCUCCGAUUUCGUGGAGCUGUAUAUUGUGAUAUGGGACAGAUGAAUCGGUGUUAUGAUCUAUGGAAACAUGCUCUGGAAUUGCAGCAAAAACACUUUGCCCCGCUCUACUAUGGUACAAUAACCACUCUUCAAUCGUUCCAUGAGACUUUCUCAAUGUCACUCAAUGAUUUUGUGAACAAUCAUCACGCAAACCGUAACCUUCGUGUCAGGUCAUCAUGGGUCAAAUACGUAUUCAAUGGAGUUUGUUUGGAGCUGGAACGUGCUGCUGCGUGGACCGGUGCUCCACUAUUAGAGGAUACGGAAUGCUGUGGAAAAGAGAGAUGUCAGCAUGCGACUGAAGAAUCUGAAUACAAGAAACUUGUAUAUGUAGCUGUGCAUCUUGUGAAUGUACUCGAACGACUAUCUCUUCCUUCUGCACAUAUCGAUGAUUCCGAUGAGGAAAAAGAGCCGAAAGCCGACGUUCGAAGACUGAUGAUCGUGUGCCAUGAAUUACAUAUUCCACUUCUACAUCAUACACUUGAAGAGAGGAUUCCUGAUAGUAACAGUGCAGAGUUGGGACUUCCCAAAGCUGCAGUUUUGGAACAACUUCUAGAACUUGACCUAGAUGUGAAUGCCACUGAUAAGAAUAACGACACUCCAAUGCACAUUCUGCUUCGAGCCAGAGAGUUUAGGAAAAGCUUGGUUCGAGCACUGCUCGUACGUGGCACAUGGCUGUUCGCAAGGAAUCGGCACGGAGAUGUGGUGUUGAAUGUGAUGAAACGUAUGAAAGCGUUGAAUCACGCCAACUUUGAUGAUCUACCACUAGGACGUCACAUAACUUUAGCUGGAUUGGUUGCCAACGCAAUGAGGGUGAAAUAUCCGAAGAAGUUUGUUGGAGUCGAAGAGCAAAUGCCUUUGGAGCUCCGCAGAUUUUAUUUAGCUCAUUAGAUGUUUUUUUUUGUUUUACUCUUCAAUGCUUCUCGGUGCUUAACGUGGCAUUUUUAAAUGUAUUUGUGCUCUUUCACCUUUAAAGAUAUUAAUCUCGAUCUAUCCGUUUAGUUGUCUCUUAGCCUCUUUCAUUAUCGUCGCUCAAUGAGAAAAUACAAGUUGAUACCGGUAGACGUGUCUCCCUCCCCCCAUUCUGAAUGUAAUUGAUUGAUUUACAGCUAAUUUUUUUUCCGAAUCGUUGUGUAAUAAACGUAUUAUAUGUAA